AUGAACUAUGUGGGAAACUAUGGAGGACAGAGGCAAUGUGGUCAGAAUUGGGGGCAGCAGAAUCAACAGUAUAGACCAGCACAACAGCAGUACAAUAAUAGCAACAAUCCUGGAGCUAUGUUACCACAGGGUCAAGUUGUGCCUUACCAAAGGCAACAGGGAUACAACCAACAAAAUCAGCAGCUAGCUUACCAACAGCCUCAACAACAACAGAUAGUGAGACAAGAUGAUGGGUUCUCUGAAAUUAAAGGAAUGCUGCAACAACUGACUGGGUCCAAUGGAAAAAUGCAAGAGAGAGUAGACGCAUAUGACUCAGCGAUAAAAGGCAUUGAGAUUCAAUUAGGGCAGAUAUCCAUGGCUCCGAAUAACCUGCAGACACACGUGUCAAUCCAAAAGAUACCUAUUGAGGUAGAUGAUUCAACAUGGUUAACUGAGGUAACGAUACAACAUGCACAAGAGGACACAAGAAAAGAAAAAGAGGUUUCAAAGGAGACUGAGGUAGUGCAAGAAACAACUGUACAAGUAGUGCCCGAGCAGGAUCAAACUCAAAUCACAGGAAGGAAGCGACCUCCUGCACCCUUCCCACCGAGAUUGAUCAAAUAUCAGAAGGAUGAGCAGUACAAGAAAUUCAUGGAGAUGUUGAAGCAAAUCCAAGUGAACAUUCCACUGAUUUAUGCAUUGAGGGAGAUGUUUGGGUAUGCAAAAAUGAUGAAGGAUUUGAUAUCUCGCAAGUUCGACUUUCAAGACUUGGCCACUGUUACACUAACCCAGACCGAUAGUGCUGUCGUGAUAAGACCCAUAGCUGAGAAGUUGUCAGACCCAGGGAGUUUCAUAAUCCCAUGCAUAGUCGGGAGCUACGCUUUUGCUAAAGCAUUGUGUGAUUUGGGGGCGAGCAUACACUUGAUGCCCUUAACUAUCUAUAAAAGGUUAGGCAUUGGAAGAGCAAGACCCACAUCCAUGUUACUACAGCUAGCCGACCGGACGAUGAAGAGGCCAUCGGGUAUUUUUGAUGAUGUACAGGUGCAGGUUGGAAAGUUUGUGUUCCAAGAGAUUUUGUCAUUCUAG
Nicotiana attenuata is the source of this 1065-nucleotide messenger RNA. RefSeq lists its product as uncharacterized. Lineage: Eukaryota; Viridiplantae; Streptophyta; Magnoliopsida; Solanales; Solanaceae. The transcript is spliced from 2 exons. The record is from RefSeq and is a predicted model, not a curated record. Bases 1 to 1065 code for a protein of 354 amino acids.